GGAGACCUAUCAAAGACAUGAAUGGAGUAAGAACUAAACAUGAAAAUAUUCACCGCAACAAUUCACCCUGCUUAUUAACCCCCACACGGUUUUAUUUACAUCCGAACCCACGGAACAGCCUUCCUAUUCUUUUAGACAUCAAGAACACAGCCCUAUCUUACUAUUUCCCGUCAUUCUAACGUCGCAUUGCAUUCAUGUGUACUAAUCAUGAAACCCCCAUGAUUAAAAACGUGUUCCCCCUUAUCCGGCAGAAAUCUAACGAUACCUCUUGCAAAGCAAACCCCAGGAGUCCCGGAUUCCUCCCCAAUCUCACCCAAGAAACCGAGCCACGAGGCCAAGUCAACUUCUAUAAUCUCUUAGCUAGCUCGUGGUUGCACACACUCUCCGUGCCUUCCGUACGCAUGUCAACAAGGUUCCUCUCCCACACAAUUCAAUAUGGAAGCGAACGAGCCUCAACUUUGGGGGCCUUUGAUUGAUUUUACACGUGAAAAGACUUUUCAAUCCGCCAGACGGCAAGAAACCAUGAAUGUUUAUGCUAAGAAAAGGAUUGUUGUGUGAGAUCUAUAUGACAGGGGAAAGAAGUACUAGGUACCGGAUCUUUAGCACACGAAGCUUGAUACGAGAAGUGCCGCGCCGUACUUUAUUGGAAGGAACGAUUUCAAUGCAUAUUCCGUAUGCUCCUAUCACUCUCAACGUUUACCGACGCACCCUUGGGGAUGUUUUCGUAAAAUUUCCUAAAUGGAUUAGGAACGGUGGGUGGCUGGGAUGCAUCGAUUCAGCCCCCAAUUUUUGGUACACGAUACUUUCGACAGUUGAAUGAGCGAAUUGACGGCGCAAAUGAAAGAGUUGGGUAGGCCUGUAUUGUAAUCUUCCCAAUUAGGAUGUGAGAUAAAUUUAUUCACACAAAUCUAUCUCAGUUCCAUGUCGCGAUCGUUGAGCAAUCGUCGCUGUUGCAAUUUGAUAUUCGGUUAGACUCACGUUUUGUUUCCACCUCCUUGUCCUAGAUGUGAUCGUAAUAAAUCUCCAAUGUAAGAUCUCACAGCAUGAUAUCCCACUGGAUGACUCCUCGGAUAGCAUCACAACCAACGUUCACUUUGAAUGGCUAUUUGUAGUAUAUGAUAUAGCACGAUCCUGGAAUUACCUGAUCUUUGAAUGGAAGAAUAAAAUUGAUCACCA
Messenger RNA from Botrytis cinerea B05.10, 1176 nucleotides. RefSeq lists its product as hypothetical. Lineage: Eukaryota; Fungi; Ascomycota; Leotiomycetes; Helotiales; Sclerotiniaceae. The transcript is spliced from 2 exons. The record is from RefSeq and is a predicted model, not a curated record. Bases 527 to 820 code for a protein of 97 amino acids.